Messenger RNA from Silurus meridionalis, 4570 nucleotides. It is a transcript of the gene arrb2b, whose product is annotated as arrestin, beta 2b. Gene Ontology annotation, cellular component: cytoplasm. The transcript is spliced from 15 exons. The record is from RefSeq and is a predicted model, not a curated record. NCBI's taxonomy places the organism in Eukaryota, Metazoa, Chordata, Actinopteri, Siluriformes, Siluridae. Gene Ontology annotation, molecular function: angiotensin receptor binding. The coding region runs from base 635 to 1867 and encodes 410 amino acids. Gene Ontology annotation, biological process: G protein-coupled receptor internalization; positive regulation of ERK1 and ERK2 cascade; signal transduction.
AAGGAAAACUUUACAGCGUGCAAUAAGGAUUUAAUUUUUUUUAUGGUAUUUCCAUAUUCCCAGCAUUAAAUCAAAGCAUCAUUUACGUGCAAGGAAACCAAAAAAUGCAAGGAAACAAAUCUAGGGUGAGGGAGAAAGAGAACUGCUUUUCAUUUCUAAAAUCCAAUCAGCCAUUCCAUUUAUGUUGGAGCAAAUCUAACUUCUUGCCCAUAGUACAACAAUUACUAGUUCCUUAUCUGUACCCAGUGUGAUCCUUUACAAAGCCACGCCCACUUCUUUAAAGGUGCUUUCUAAUUGGUAAUCCCACAGGGCGAGGGGACAGCGUGACCAGGCGUUGACGCACAUCAGCGAGACGAUCUUAUUGGACGACAGAACUGUCAGUCAGGGGGAAGGAGGCCGGAUGGGAGGCUGCUGUCAGAAGAGGCAGUCAAACAGAGGUUUCCGUGUCGGGGACUGCGGGAAACUACCCUGCGAGAAGAAAAGGAGCAGCAAGUCGCAGUGAUCGGGGAGACAGCCCGGGCUGAAGUGUGGAGCGGAAGGCUUUACAGUCGAAGUGGCAAUCCGUUUCUCUCUCUUCUUUUUAAAGACAUCUUUUGUUUUUUUUUGUUGUUGUUGAAGAAACAGGCCUUUGGAGAUGGGCGACAAGGCGGGGACCAGAGUCUUUAAGAAGUCCAGCCCCAACUGCAAGCUUACAGUCUACUUGGGCAAAAGAGACUUUGUGGAUCAUCUAGAUCAUGUGGAUCCAGUUGAUGGAGUAUUGCUGGUUGACCCAGAAUACCUUAAAGACAGAAAAGUCUUCGUGACUCUGACUUGUGCGUUUCGGUACGGCCGAGAAGAUCUGGAUGUUUUGGGAUUGUCCUUUAGAAAGGACCUUUACAUCUCCACUUUCCAGGCUUUUCCUCCACUGCCAGAGGAGCAUAAACCACUCAGCCGCCUACAGGAGCGCCUGCUCAAAAAGCUCGGCCAGCAUGCACACCCCUUUAACUUCACUAUUCCUCAGAAUCUUCCCUGCUCAGUCACUUUACAGCCAGGACCAGAGGACACAGGCAAGGCAUGCGGUGUAGACUUUGAGAUCAGAGCUUUCUGUGCCAAAGCUGUAGAGGAGAAAAUUCACAAGAGAAACUCUGUGCGGCUGGUGAUCAGGAAGGUGCAGUAUGCCCCAGAGAAGCCAGGACCACAGCCUAUGAUGGAGACCACCCGCAGCUUCCUCAUGUCUGACCGCUCCCUCCACUUGGAGGCCUCGCUUGACAAAGAGCUCUACUAUCAUGGAGAACCCAUCAGCGUCAAUGUCCAUGUUACCAACAAUUCCACCAAAACUGUCAAGCGAAUCAAAAUCUCAGUGCGACAGUAUGCUGAUAUCUGUCUGUUCAGUACUGCACAAUACAAAUGCCCCGUGGCUCAGGUAGAAGCCGAUGAUCAGGUGUCAUCCAGCUCCACGUUCUGUAAGGUCUACACACUCACCCCGACACUGACCAACAACCGAGAGAAGAGAGGUCUAGCACUGGACGGCAAACUCAAACACGAGGACACAAACCUGGCCUCCAGCACCAUUGUGAAAGAUGCAUCCAAUAAAGAGGUCUUGGGCAUCCUGGUGUCCUACAGAGUCAAAGUUAAACUGGUGGUUUCUCGUGGAGGUGAUGUGGCAGUGGAGCUUGCUUUUGUGCUGAUGCACCCUAAGCCCUCUGAGCAGCCCAGCUCAAGACCACAAUCAACUGUGCCAGAGACGGAUGCUCCUGUGGACACCAACCUGAUAGAGUUUGAGACAAAUAACUUCUCUCAGGAUGAUGACUUUGUGUUUGAGGACUUUGCACGGCUGAGGCUAAAGGGAAUGAAGGAUGAUAAAGAUGAGGAUGACCACUUCUGCUAACCCUGUGUGAAGAGAGGGAGUUGGAUUGAAGGGGCUCGAAGUGUCAGUACUACUACACCACCAUUCCACUAGGCCAAUCGGAAAGAGUGGGAUGCUUACCUUUCUCUCUUUUAUUGUCUUUUAUUUUUCUUUCUAUUGCCCCUCUCUCUACCCCUUUGCAUCAGUGAUGCUGUUGUCUUUAGAUUUUUUGUUUGUUUGGACUUUGUUCUUGUGCAUUAGACAGAGAAAAAACGAAACCCUGUGAGAAGCGGUGGCGUUAUACAGAACUGUCUUUGUGAUAAAACAUCACUGAACAGAGGGUCCAUUAAUUCAGGGGUGUUUUUUUAAAUCUAGUUCAUACAAUCUCUCCCCCCCCAACACCCACCCCUUUUUUUUCGCUGUGGGCAUUAUUAGCUUUGUAAUAUUGUAAUAAAAAAACUUACUUCAGUGUAGAGGAUGUGUGAUAGGAAACAGGAGCUUGAGAACUCAAUAGCUCACCAGAAUAAUUUUUUUUCCAUUUUAUUUUAUAGUUAUGUAAAACGUAUACAUAUCACAAGAAAAUAUAGGAAUGAUUGUUCAGUGUGAUUAAUAAGAGACUACUCAGUAGCCAGUACAAUGCAUCGGACCACAGCAAACUCCUUUAUUAUAGCCGCUGGUCAUGUCAGGUGCGUGCAUGGGCGCGCGCGCAAUACAGUUAACCCAUUAUCUGCAACCUCCUGUGUGGUAUAGCUAUUCUAGGUUUAAAAUUGAACACUUGGUUUAUUUCUAUUUAAAAAUAGACAACUUAUCGGGCUUCGCCAAUUCACAUUUCUUCCCCGUCAUACACAUUCGCCUGAAUAAUUUGUUUUAGUGCUAAUCUCUCUACAAUCUUAGCCCAGUCAAGAGUGCCAAGAUUUUUUUUAUACCUUUUUUUUUUUUUUUUUUUUAUCCUACUGAUUAAAAGCACUUUUAUCAUUUAUGUCAGUGUCUGUAAAGAUGAACUGUCAUACAGGUGUAAUUACAUCCUGGUUCUUCUGCUCCACCUUGUGUUGAAAAGAAAUGCUCUUCUACGGUUUUGUAAGCAGAAAGCAUAAACGUCCCCUCUAUUAAUGAUAUCCAUCUAUGAUCUACUAUUAACCAUCAACUUUUAUUGAUUGAUUAUUGAGUUUUUUUAUGUUUAAUCUAUAUUAAUAUUGUCCAUGUUACUCUCGCUCAUAAAAGUGACCACUGCAUUGAAAUGAAUCAUAUGAACGCAACAAAUGCUUUAGUUGAAAGCUUGCCCAUCUUGUUUGCAGAACUGAGAAACUACUGAGUUUACCACUCUAUUAUUUUAUUAUUAUGAUCACUUAUUGAAAAUGAGAAAAUUGCAUUCUGUUGCAUUGCAAAACCUUUUUUUUUUUUUUUUUUUUAUAUAUGUAAAGUUAAUGUCAAUAUUAAACUAACAAGAAAUGUCAUUCUGAACACACCAUUUUCUGUAUAUUGCUUUUAUUAGAUAGUACAGCUGGUCUCGGAUGCAUCGUGCUCCAUGUACAUGCGCUUAGGCUUUCAAGUUAUUUUAAAUGUUGUGGGUUCAUUUUUGCCUCCAGUCCAGUUCACAUUGUUAUUUGAAUAAUUUUUUACACUCAUUAGUUCAGCCAUCAACACGACAUUUACCAACAUUCUUUAUGUACAUAUUUACACACCAGUUUACCUGCUAUUGAAACAUUUUCAUUUUUGCUACACUUUAGUUGAUUAAUGUACAGUUCACACAGCUCGGAACCUCGUUUUUUUUUUAAAACGCCUGUCAGGAUAUGUUCUUUAAUGGAAGUAACAGGAAAUCGGUGCUGUACAUAAUAAAAGGAAUGGAAAGCUUGACAUUAAGUGAAGGAAGCUUGUUUAAACCAGACUCUAGCUAAAAACAGAAUUUAAGGAAAUAAGCUCCAGGUAACACAUGAGCACACUGUAUGUCACAAUGUUAUUUAUAAUCACAAUAGGAGUUCAAAUAUGCCAUGAAAAACAAAUGAUUGAUUUUAUUUUAUCUAAGGAUGUUUGCAUAUGUGUAAAUUUGUUAACUGUCUGCUGUCAAAUCUUAAAAGGCUUUUUUUUGUUGUUUUUUAUCAUGUAUGUUAUGAAAUGGCAGGGAGAAUAUUUUCAUCAGAUGGUCAGGGAGAAAAAAAAUCAUUGUUCUUAUGUGAAUGCUAUGCUAGAAUGCCGUGCAGUAGGCUUUGAGAACGUUGUGUUGUGAUAGAGAGCUCUCUCAGACCAUCUUCAUGUAAAAUUUUUUUUUUUUUUUUAUUACAACAGAGCCUCAUAUGUUUUGUGAACCAUUUGAGUAUAUAAAAGAAAUAUUAUAUUGUAUAUCUUCCCUUGGAUUCUGUAAGGUCUAUCUAAGGAAAACGCACGCUGAUGUCGGUUUGUAGACUAAUAUUGUAUCAUGUCACCCUUUUUUUUUUGUUUCUUUUUAUUUGAAAGUUGAUUUUUAAGCUACUUUUACUCCUCGAUACUACUAAAAAUUGAUAUUCUGAAUAUAUACAUGCAUUCUACCUGGUAAUUUAAUUCACAAUAAAUUAAAGAGGAAAUAUAUUAAUAUGAAUUUCAAAAUUCUAUAUAAGCAAUAUGUUAUUUUAGUCAAUAAAAAGGUAUAUAAAAAAACACAAAAAAAAAGGAAAAUUAAAAAAAAAUCAUGAAAACAAUGGGAAAUAUAUGUUGCUUCUUUAUUUUGUACGCGGUUUUAGAAAAUAAAAAAAAAAAUUUAAAGAAAAGAAA